This is a messenger RNA of Prunus armeniaca (apricot), 963 nucleotides long. NCBI's taxonomy places the organism in Eukaryota, Viridiplantae, Streptophyta, Magnoliopsida, Rosales, Rosaceae. The record is from the annotation of a GenBank genome assembly.
AUGGAGAGGGUUUAUCUGAAGUUUCUCUUCACCACCAAUCUUGUCAAAGCUCAACUCGUCAGCCCUGCCGAGAUGACCGAAGAGAGGAAGACUGCCGAGGCGAAGAGGAUGAACGAGUCCUCAAAGAGGCGCCUUAUGCUCGGCAUGCAGGGGAAGAAAAAAGGGCGGCAGGCCGGAACGGCACCAGCGUCUUCGGGAGGGGUUGACCCUGAUGACUUAACUCUCAACGAGUGUCAUCGUCAGAUGAACGUUGAAUCGGCGCAUGCCGAAGCGGCCGAUGCUGGUCCAUCCCCCAACCGAGGUAUGACUGCCGAGGGUACCUCCUCCAAAGCCACCGGCAAAAGGCCGGUCACGGUCGAUCUUGAUGCCAAUCCCGCUCCAAAACGCGGGCGACAAGCCGAGCCUGUUCGGGCCAUCUUCUCUGCCGAGGACGACGAGGCGCCUCCCGAAGCUAUCACCCUGGCCUGUCCUUCAAAGACGGUCCAGUUUGUGAACCACAUGAUUCUCGGUUCACAAAUGGAGCUGUCCGAGAUCGAGGACCUCCCGAAAAAGCUCCUUCGGGAGGAGGCUGGCCGCGCCUUCCGUCUUCAAGCUUCAGCCUCAAUGGACAUGUGGUUGUGCAUCAAGUUAGCCAUUAAUGCCGCCGAAAAGGCGAAGAAGGCAUAUGAAGACGGCAGAGCGAAGGUUGCCGAGGCUAGUAAAACCAUCCAAGCUCAGGCGAACUUGGCGAAGGACAUGCAGGCUGCCGAACGGCAAGUAAAAGUUUAUCAAGCCAAGCUCAGUGAGAUGUCGGCAGCCUUGGAGGCGGCGCAGCUAAUGGCAAAGGAGGCUCUGGAGUCGAAGGAGGCAAUCCAGGUGGCCUUUGAGGAGUCCGAGCGGGUCAGGGCUUCCGAGAUCGAGGCUACCGUCCAGGAGGCGAUACGGGGGUACCGUCGGGUCUACCGAGUUUUCUACCUUGCUUGA